Molecule: messenger RNA, 633 nt
Organism: Cetraspora pellucida
Lineage: Eukaryota; Fungi; Glomeromycota; Glomeromycetes; Diversisporales; Gigasporaceae
Source: the annotation of a GenBank genome assembly
AUGUCUACUACCAAGUUCAAAAAUCUAAGUCAAGAAGACACUGAAUGCCUUAGAUAUGAAAGUGAACGUCGUCUUAAAGCGGCCUGGGCUAAUAUAAUCAAACGAUAUCAAAACUUGUCUAACAACGAGACGGACGAGAUCGAUUUAAGAUCUCAAACUGUUGUUAUUGACCGAGGGGUCAUUCAAAACUACAACGAGCAUAAACUUGGAACGGCGUUCGGAAUGCACUUUUCAAACGCGCCUAUAGAAGACGCAGACGACGAUACUGUUUGGCUAUUAGAUUCCUCAGCUAAAAACAAAGUUAAAAAUGAGAAUAACAAUGAGAUUACGAAUAAAUCAAAUAAUAAUUCACUAGACGUCAAAGACGAAAAUACUUCUGAUCUUGAUAAGAAUGUAAAAACAUCACCUAAUCCUGUUAAUAAUGUUGAUACACAAGUGAACGUUCAGAGACGACUCCAAGUAUAUUCUAUGUCAAAGUCGCCUCCUCCAGUCCAUACAACGAAAAUAAGUUCACAAGUGAGACGACUUCAACUAUAUUCCACGGUCGAAUCAGGAUCCGAAAGUUCCGAUGAAGAAUGGUCAAAUGUUACACGAGAAUGCGCUCAAUAUUGGCUGGGUAAGCUUCAUUUGUAA